Messenger RNA from Echinococcus granulosus, 369 nucleotides. RefSeq lists its product as hypothetical. The record is from RefSeq and is a predicted model, not a curated record. Lineage: Eukaryota; Metazoa; Platyhelminthes; Cestoda; Cyclophyllidea; Taeniidae. The transcript has 4 exons. The coding region runs from base 1 to 369 and encodes 122 amino acids.
AUGUGGGGCAGUGACGGCGCUGUUGCGGCGGAAGUGAAGGGGGUUGCCUCCUACACCUUUAAAGGCCGUGUAAUGGUGGCUGAUAACAUCUCCAGCAUUAUGUGGAAAUUGUUCGGUGGACAUGUGAUUUGGCGGAUACGCUCUUCGGUCACCCAUUCCAGCCGGCGGGUAAUACUUGGCAAGACUCUGCAAGCGGUAUCCCUCUGCGCUCCCCUUGGUCAACCUCCCACAUUGAUCACCGCAAUGUUGUCAAUGCUUAAAAAAAGGUCCGCCAGCCAGCCGUGCCAAUCGUCAUUGACUUCUCUUACCGAUUCCACUGGGUCUGAACUUCCAGCCUUCAUGGGAGCUGGAUUCGGGAGAAGGAUGUAA